This is a messenger RNA of Pimephales promelas (fathead minnow), 2059 nucleotides long. Lineage: Eukaryota; Metazoa; Chordata; Actinopteri; Cypriniformes; Leuciscidae. The record is from RefSeq and is a predicted model, not a curated record.
UAAGUGUGUAAGUCUGUGUCUGUUUCCCCUAUUCCCCCAAAUUAAUUUUAGUGUGUUAAAUUGAUUGUCAUUAUAAGCAUAAUGAUAUAGAUUGGAAUUGUUAUUUGUUAUUUCCGUGAAUUUUUCCUGCUUCUGUUUGCAUGUUUCAGAAAUGGGGUUUCAAUAGAACUAAACAGGAGAUCCUUUGUAAAGUUCAGGGUAAAUUGUUGGUGUAUUUUGCCGCAUUUCCACCGCAGGAACUUUUUCCCAGGAAUUAGGGACUUUGGGGUGGUACUUUGUGUUUCCACCGCAGGAACAAGGGUCUAAAUGAAGUUCCGGGUAAAUAUCCCCCCCUCCGAAGGUCCCUGCUUGCGAAGUAGUACUUUUUCAACUUUCAGGAACUUUCAGGGGUGGGUCUUGGUUGAGUUUGUGCUGCAUUUUAUUUCAACCACCAUUUUUUAAAUCUGUUGCGGUGUGUCCAAUAACAGUUGUUUGCUAUUCGAAUCAACAAUGAAGUUUGAAAAAUACGACCAAUUGACUGACAACGAGGCUCAGGCUUUAAAGUCUUACAUUCAAAGUAUGAAAUCCAGUGGGAACUGUUAAUUAACGCGCAGUCCUAAAUCAUUGGACUAAUUUGCCUAUUCUUCACGGUACUUUAGACCGUGGUGGAAAUGCAGACGGCGACCGGUCUGGGGGGGCUGGGAGUUUCUGGGACAAACUGUUCCGGGUAAUUUCGGUGGAAACACGGCUUUAGUUUGUCUCAUCAUAACUUAUGUAUUCCUCCAGUGAUCAUGAAUAUUUACACCAUUAUAUUGGCAGCAAGAUGAACGCGAGUCAGGUGAACACUUCACUCAAGUGUGAUCGGGACACUAGCGUAACGUCCAUACUCUUCCCUUGUCUGUACACUGCUCUUUUCCUGGCUGCUUUUGUGUUGAACACUCUGGCCGCCUGGAUCUUCUUCCAAAUCCGCAGCAGCUCAACAUUCGUUGUGUACCUGAAGAACGUAGUCAUGGCUGAUCUAUUGAUGACCCUUACCGUGCCUGUAAAGGCAUUGACUGAUGCAGGGUUGGGUUCCUGGCACCUCCGGGCUUUUCAUUGCCGAUACUCAGCUGUACUCUUCUAUACCACUAUGUACAUCAGCAUCCUUCUUCUCGGAUUCAUUAGCUUGGACCGAUACCUAAAGAUUGUGCAUCCAUUCGGGAAAUGUGCUUUUCAGAGGGUCGGGGUGGGUCGGAUCCUGUGUGCAGUUAUCUGGGUGGUUAUGCUUUCAUUGGCUUUGCCCAACGUCAUCCUGAGUAACCAAAUGCCACAGAUCUCCGCUGGUGGAAGGCUGCGAUGCACCAGGAUGAAGGGGGUGAUGGGACUCAUGUGGCAUGAAGGUUUUAACUACUUCUGCCAGAUUGUUUUUUGGGGUACGUUGGCGCUCAUGGUUGUCUGCUACACCUUCAUCAGCAGGAAAGUGUUUGAAUCGUACCGGGCAUCACAAAGCAGCAGUGAGGCGGCCAGUAAACAGACCACAUCUAAGGUGUUUGUGGUAGUGGGAGUUUUCUUUGUAUGCUUUGCACCCUUCCACCUGGCCCGAAUCCCUUACACCCUCAGUCAGACCCGUAAUACUUCUGCCCAGUGCUGGGCCCAAAACCAGCUGUACUUUGCCAAAGAGAUCACACUCUGGAUAUCAUCUACUAACGUGUGCCUGGACCCUCUCAUCUAUGUGUUUCUGUGUCGUGUCUUCCGCAAGAAGCUCACUGCCACACUGAGCCGCCGUCCGCUCCCACACGGGUCUCUGACUGAGACCUCCACCAGAAUGGAGAUGCCACUCAGAGGCCAGAGGCCAUGACACAAAUACAUAUUUAGGUUUUCAUUAACACUCUUCAACCUAUGGCUGUUAUGAAGUUUAAGGGUCCAUGAAAAUACACUGCAAAAUAAUUUUCUUAAUCAGUCAUUUUGUCCUGCACAAAUAUCUAAAAGUGUCGAUUAACUUGUUUUAAAGAUGUGGAUAUUUUCAUUGGAAUUGUUUUUUUAGCAGUGUAUGGGGGAGCAGAAAUUACUCAAUUAAAAAGACUCCCUUAUCUUACCAGUA